Molecule: messenger RNA, 3906 nt
Organism: Carcharodon carcharias (great white shark)
Lineage: Eukaryota; Metazoa; Chordata; Chondrichthyes; Lamniformes; Lamnidae
Gene: kansl3
Product: KAT8 regulatory NSL complex subunit 3
Exons: 22
Coding region: 96-3479 (1127 amino acids)
Biological process (GO): positive regulation of transcription by RNA polymerase II
Cellular component (GO): NSL complex
Source: RefSeq, a predicted model, not a curated record
AGACCGGAGGCCCCGGCAGCGUCGCUGAGGAGAGGCGGUGAAUUGUGUCCCCCCCCCCCCCCUCCCUGAGGCCCAGGAGCCGUGACUCAGGCUCGAUGUGCUGCCGGGGUAGCGAGCGGGACCUGCAGAGCUCGGCCCGGCGGAUGGGCGCCUCCCUCCUGCUGCAGCUCUCGGCCCACGAGCGGGAACUGGACCUGGUCUUUCUGGAUCACAGCUACGCCAAACCCUGGAGCGCCCACCCGGAGGCCAGCAGCUCCAGGCCGGCCCGGCUUCUCUUCGUUACACCCAGGAGGCACCAGGACAGCAGUAGUGAUUGUGACGUGACUGUAGAUGUGGAAACAGUGGUUCCAACCCCAACACCCUUGUAUGAUAACCAGAAGGCUCGGAGUGUGAUGAACGAGUGUGAGCGCCAUGUCAUCUUUGCAAGAACAGACACAGAUGCUCCUCUGCCGCCUGAUGAUUGGGAGGAUCACAUUAACAGGUUAGGAUGGACUGCUGCUCAGAACAAACUGUUCAACAAGAUUGUGAAGGCGUUGCAUUCGGACCGGUUGGCGAGACUGGCAAACGAGGGGGCCAGCAAUGAGCCGGUGCUGCGGAGGAUAGCGGUGGACAAGUGUGCUCGGCGCAUUCGACAGGCCCUUGCCAGUGUGAACUGGGACACCAAGUUAACGCAAUGGCUGCACACGACUCUGGUGGAAACCCUCAGCCUGCCGAUGCUGGCAGCCUACUUAGACGUGCUCCAGACCCUGAAAUGCAAGGUCCCAACGCUGAUUGAUAAAAUGAUCAUCUCUUCUACCACAAAGUCAGGAGCUGCUGGAGCUGAAGCCUUGUCCUUGCUGUUGAAACGACCCUGGGAUCCUGCAGUGGGCGUGCUUUCUCACAACAAACCUAGCAAGAUUCCAGGUUCUCCAUUGCUGCUUGUCACUCCCAGUGGACCUAUGAAUAACAUGACAUCUGCAUCACGCAGAAAUCGUUUCUGGUUAUCGCAGCUGUCCUGUUUGGGAAAGGUUAUCCCAGUCACCAUGCAUAUUGUAACUGGAGGUUCAGGAGUGAGUGUGGUGCAGUGUCUAGAGCACAUGAUUGGAGCGAUUCGAGCAAAGAUCCUUGAGCUGCAGACCCACUUUGCGAGCAGACCAAUUGUGCUGAUUGGUUGGAAUGUCGGAGCCCUCGUAGCUUGCCAUGUCUCGAUGAUGGAGUUUGUCUCAGCUGUUGUCUGUCUCGGAUUUCCUCUACUCACUGUUGAAGGACCAAGAGGAGAUGUUGAUGACCCGUUGCUGGACAUGAAGACCCCUGUCUUAUUUGUGAUCGGGCAGAACUCUGUGCAGUGCAACGCUGACACCAUUGAGGAUUUCCGGGAGAAACUUCGUGCUGAAAACAGUAUGGUGAUAAUUGGAGGCGCAGACGACAAUCUGAGGAUCAGCAAAGCAAAGAAGAAGGUGGAGGGUCUCACGCAGAGCAUGGUGGACAGGUGUAUCCAGGAUGAAAUUGGCGAUUUCCUUACUGGUGUCCUGACCAAGACUGAAUCACACUCAGGGGCUGAGGCCAAAGAUGUGGAUGCGGAGAAGAAGAAGAGGUGCCGGGAUGCUCGCAGGGACUUGGCCUUUGAGCUGCCGGAACGAAGUAGCCGCCCCACUUCUCCGUUCAGCCGAGUGCCGGCUUCUCCCUCUGGUUCUGAGGGCACAUCCAGUGUGUCAAGCAGCCCUAAUUCCAGCCCGAAGACCAAGAGUUCAACCUUGUCACCCGCCCAGAAGGCCAGCCUGAUCACAGCCACUGCCACUGCUGCCAGCCAGUCGCCCAGCCUCUCCGCUCAGUUCACCCACAUUCUCAAACAGCACAUGCAGAGGACUGGCACGGUGCUGACCCAGAAACAAGCUCAAGCUCAGUUUGCUGCUUUUCUGAAACAAAACAUGCUGGUGAGGAAGAAUUUGAAUCCAGCCAGCUCAUCCUGUGUCUUUGUUCCACUGUCCUCGGAGCAGCAAGAGCUGGUGGAGAAGGAGGACAUGAAGAAUCAGCUGAAAAGACGGCAAACAUCCAGCCCAACUCAAGUGGUCUCCAAGCCUGCAAAAAGAGCCAAGAUCAAAGUAACCAUUCUCUCCCAAGGAGAGACGUCAGCUGCUACCAUGCCUUACACAGGUGCCAAGGAGGGUGGGGCAGGGAAAUCCUUAACGUUGUCAGUGAGUCAACCAGGAUCUGGCAGCAAGGAACUGACUGGAUCUCUAACAGGUCAAAGAUCAGUCUCUGUGGACACAUUCGCCAGUUGCCCAAGUCCAGUAACCUCACCUGCUCCAGCCAUGAGCACAACAGCCAGUGCCUUCCAUACCAUUCAGGCCAGACUGGUCGCUGCGCCGGGCUCCAGCACUUCACAGCAACCUCAUUCUGCUCCUAUCACAACUUCAGGGACUCCAUCUGCCAGUAGCCUGCUCCAGGGACUGAGCUUUAGUCUGCAAGAGAUUGGAACGAAGGCCUCCAGCCUAACAUCUGCCAGCCCAGGCCAGACCCCAAAUGUGAAGAGUUCAGCCUCCACGCUGGGCCACGUCAGCAUGGCAGCAAAUCCUGUUGUCCGCACAGUCAGUGCAUCGCCUGCACCGGGGUUCCUGGGCGGUAACGGGAGCAGCAAAUCCACCGCCAUCCACCAACUGCUGACCAACGGAGGACUGUCCAAACUGACGAGUAGCUUGUCCACUGCAAGUUCUCCAGGUGCGAAGCCUCCAACCACUAUCACUGUGACUCUGAGGACCCAGGGCAGCCGAGUGCCCACCCUGAGCCAACCUAGUACUGUCAGUGCUAUGCCCAGCUUAUGUAGCACGGUGGGUAGCCUGGGUCUUAACCUUGAGGAGAUGGAUCAAGAGGUCAAAGUGCAGGCAGCCCAGAGUCAGCAGUGCUGUGAUUCUCUACUGUCAGUCUUGAGCUCCCAAGGCAACACCACAGUCAAACAGACCAAUGCACCAGGAGACAUCAGCAAAGGUCAAUCCCCUGUGGAACUACCUUCCGGAGAAAAGGUUCCAACUCCUCAGUCUUCAUCAACAGUUGUAGUUACUACAAGUCCAACAAAAACCCUUUACGUGAUGUCUGAUGCGAAGAUGUCAGCUCUCACAAAGUCUAUAGUCAGUCCACUCGAAGCCUCCACUCCUAAGUUGCUAGGAACCCCGUCCUCAAACACAGCUGGUCCUGUACUGGCUCCUACUAUCACCAGCUCUACCUGCACCGUGAUGCUUUCCAAAGUGGGGCCUGUUCUUCAGAGCUCUUCAAAGACAGUGAUUCUCACCACUAAGAGUGAAGUACAACCUGCCGGAGCAGGGGAAAGAUUUGGCCUUGCCUCACCCCUUUCCAAAACCCCAGGCACAAGGCCCAGCAGCAGUGAGACCCUGGGAAAGAUGCCCUCUGUGAUGGACCAAGGCAGCACCAUAAUCCACACCACAGAGAUUCCCCACCCCACAGGUACACCAUCACCUAGUGCACAGCAAGGACCCUUGACCUAAAGUAACCCACCCUUCCUUGCCCUCCCACUGCUACUAGUUCAAUCCAAACGGCAAAUAACCCCUCUAUGAGGGUAUUCAUUGCUCAAUUUGAGGCACUGGGAAAUUUGUACAGUGCCAUUUUGGUGUGGUUGUUUACUUUUGUAAUGUUUUGAUUCUUGUAAAUGCUCCUUGUAUUCUAUUAUUGUCUUGCUUUUGAGGUGUUUACUCCACUUUUUUCUUCUCUUUGCUUCAUGGCCUAGAAGUCAGAUUUCCCCCUCCAGUAUUGUUGUGGGGGGAGAGGGGUGCAAAGACAGAAUCUAUGUUGAACCCAGGCCAAUUGAAGCAGCAUCUCUUACAACUGGCUAACCAGUCACAGACCCUAAGCUAUAGCAUUCUUCAGAAAAACCCUUUGAAAAUUGUGACUUACAAUAAAGUCCAGGAAACAACA